Molecule: messenger RNA, 1725 nt
Organism: Entamoeba invadens IP1
Lineage: Eukaryota; Evosea; Mastigamoebida; Endamoebidae
Product: phenylalanyl-tRNA synthetase beta chain, putative
Exons: 2
Coding region: 1-1725 (574 amino acids)
Biological process (GO): phenylalanyl-tRNA aminoacylation
Cellular component (GO): cytoplasm; phenylalanine-tRNA ligase complex
Molecular function (GO): ATP binding; magnesium ion binding; RNA binding
Source: RefSeq, a predicted model, not a curated record
AUGCCAACAAUCAGUGUCGACCCAGAUUAUCUCUUCACAUUGAUUGGAAAGAAAUUUACAAAAGAAGAAUUUGAGGACGUUUGUUUCCAGUAUGGCAUUGAACUUGAUGAGGUAGAUCAAGAAGAAGGGAAAACUGUCUACAAAAUCGAGGUUGGUGCAAAUCGGUAUGACUUGUUAUGUGUUGAGGGGUUAGCCAUAUGCCUACGAUCGUUUUUAAAGCUUUCUCCAUUCCCCGAAUAUACAUGUAAGCCGAGUGGUGUUCAGAUUCAUGUUGGAAAAGAUGUUGAAAAAGUCCGCCCAAUUUGCAUGGGGGCCGUUUUAAGAGGAAUCAAUUUCACUGACGCGUCUUACAAAAGUUUUAUUGACUUCCAAGACAAAUUACACUUGACUAUUGGGAAGAAGAGAAGUUUAGUUGCUAUUGGAACACAUGAUAUGGACACGUUAGUCCCCCCAUUCAGAUACGUCGCUUUAAAACCAGAAGAGAUCAAAUUUGAACCACUCAAAUGCACUACAGAGAUGGACGGAAAUCAAGUCAUCGAACACUUUUCAAACGACUUGAAGCUGAAGGAAUACGUCAAAUUAUUGAAAGGAAAAGAAGUCUUCCCCGUCUUCUUGGACUCUAAAGGUGUCGUCAUGUCACUUCCACCUUUGAUCAACGGAAACCAUUCAAAAAUCACAUUAAACACACACAACGUCUUUGUUGACAUGACUGGGAUGGACAGAACAAAAGUGAUGAUGGCGUUACAAACAGUGGUGACCUGUUUCUCCAUGUACUCCGCAACUCCAUUCUCAGUCGAGUCAGUCGAGGUCAUUGGUGGCCCGAUGAAUAACUUCGAUGAGACAAAAACGACAAUCACCCCCGUCUUAGACAAACAAAACACACCAACUACUCUCGCUUAUUUGAAUAAGUCGCUUGGACUGAAUUUGGAUAAAGAAACAGUUGCUGAUCUGUUGAUUAAAAUGGGAAUUGAAUACAAAGACGAAGUUGCUAUAGUUCCACCAAUGCGAACUGAUGUCAUGCAUCCAUGUGAUAUUAUGGAAGACUUGGCUAUUUCAUAUGGCUUCAAUAAUUUGGUAGCGUCAGAUUCCAUUUCUCGAACAUGUGGGAAAGAACUCAUCACAAACAAAUUGAAAGAUCUCUUGUCAAAUGAAAUUGCAUAUGCCGGAUUCUCCGAAAUUAUCACAUUCGUCUUAAUGUCAGUCGCAGAUGCGGCAACUAAUUUAAGAAGAAACACCGACGGACUUAUUAAGUUGAAAGAUUCAAAGACCCCAGAAUUCCAAACGGCACGAAAAACGUUGUUAAGUGGCAUGUUAAAGUGUUUGUACUUCAACAAAGCAUAUAUGAUGCCAAUCAAGUUGUUUGAAGUUGGUGACACCGUAAUAUUGAAGGAAGGUAGUUUGACAGGUGCGAUGAAUAGAGCGCAAGUGUGUGCUUUGGUUUGUUCACCUGUUGGGACUAUGGAAGACAUCCAUGGGUUACUUGACAAGAUCAUGUUCUGUUAUGGUGUUGGGUAUAAAAAGGCAAGAAAAGAGAAUGGGCCCGUCUAUGAUAUAGUUAAAGGAACUGAUCCAGCUUACUUAGAAGGAAGAGGCAUUGAUAUUUUAAUCAAUGGAACUAAAUAUGGAAUGUUUGGUGUACUUCAUCCUGAGGUCCUCAAAAACUUUGAAAUUGACAAUCCAGUUGUUGCUCUUGAGCUUUUCUUAGACUUCCCCAAUGGUCUUUAA